GCGGCGGAGGGAGCAAGAUGGGCGGCGCGCGGGAGCGGGAGUUACGCCAACUCCAGAAGGACAAGGAGAAAGCCCAGCGGAAGGGGGACCUGAAGGAGGAAGCAGCCCUCUGUAACCAGCUGGGAGGGAUCUUGGCUCAGCAUGGGCGCUACCAGGAAGCUUUGGAGGAGCACCAGCUGGAGCUGCGUCUCCUGGAGAGCGUCGAUGAUGUCAUUGGCUGUGCCGUUGCCCACCGCAAAAUUGGGGAGUGUCUGGCUGAGCUGGAGAGCUAUGAAGCCGCCCUAAAGCACCAGCGCCGGCACCUGGAGCUGGCCUGCUCCCUCGGCAACCACGUGGAGCAGCAGAGGGCCUGGGCCACCAUUGGCAGGACUUACAUGUUCAUGGCUGAGAGCAACCCCUCCGGUGAGGACCUGCAGGAAGCCGAGAAGGCCUUCAGGAAGAGCCUGGCCGUUCUGGAGGAAAAGCUGGAAGGGGAUGUAUCGCAGCGGUUGCUGAGCGAGAUGAGGACCCGUCUCUACCUGAACCUUGGCUUGGUCUAUGACAGCUUGAAGAACCCAGCCAAGCACACCUUUUACAUCAAGAAGAGCAUCUACAUAGCCAAUCAGGCUCAGCUGCACGAAGAUCUCUACCGGGCCUACUUCAACCUGGGCACCAUCCACCUGCGGGAGGGUGAGCAUUCGAAGGCCAUGCGCUGCCUGGAGCGAGCGCGGGAUUGCGCCUGCAAGAUGAAGGAGAAGUACAUGGAGAGCGAGUGCUGCGCCGGCAUCGCCCAGGUGCUGCUGAGCCUGGGAGACUUUGUGGCAGCCAAGCGGGCCCUCCGGAAGGCCUACUUACUGGGCUCCCUGCAGCCUCAGCAGCGGGAGAGCAUCUGCAGCAGCCUGCGCUAUGCCACAAAGGUGAGCCGGCUGCAGCAGGCCCUGGAAGAGGAGGAGGCAGCCGGUCACCAGGAAGCCGCCGUGGGCCUGUGUGAGCGACUGGGGGACGUUUUCUCCAAGGCGGGCGAUUAUCGGCGGUCUGCUGAGGCCUACAAAAAGCAGCUGUGCCACGCCCGGGCUCUGGAGCGGCCGGCGCAGGAGCUGGCCGUGAUCCACGUUUCUUUGGCGGCCACGUAUGCAGACCUGAAGGACUAUCCGCAGGCAAUACAGCACUAUCAGGAAGAGCUGGGUCUUCGCAAGGGAAACCCCUUGGAGGAGGGGAGGACGUGGCUCAGCAUCGCCCUGGCCAAGGAGGAGGCCAAGGAGAGCUACGCGGACCUGGAGCUCUGUUUCCAGAACGCCCUGGAGUGCGCGGAGGGGGCCGCCAACCCCAAACUGCAGCGUCAGAUCCUGCGGCACCUCCUCGCCUCCCAGCGGAAAUUCGGAUGCCCUGAAGCAGCCGGCACGCUCGCUCAGCUGCAGGAGUUGUGCCGCGUGCAGGGCUGGAGCUCCGAUGGGGAAAUCAGCGAGGAAGAGGAGGAGGAGGAAGAGCUGCAGAGUAGCGAGCCUCUGGACGUGAGCGACCUGGAGCUCUCCGAUAGCGACGAGGAGGAAGAGGACCUGGAAGGCUACACCAAAACCGGGCCGGGCCAGCGCAGGAUCAACAAGUGGAACCAGCGGAACUACAAAGGGGAGACCCCGCUGCAUCGCGCCUGUAUUGAGGGGAACCUGCGCCAGGUCCAAUUCUUUGUGGAGAAGGGGCACCCUCUGAACCCCCGGGACUACUGUGGCUGGACCCCACUGCAUGAGGCUUGCAACCAUGGGCACCUCGAGGUGGUGCGUUUCCUCUUGGACCACGGGGCGGCCAAGGACGAUCCCGGGGGCCCUGGCUGCGAGGGCAUCACCCCCCUGCACGACGCCCUCAACUGCGGCCAUUUUGAUGUGGCAGAGCUCCUGAUCCACAGGGGGGCGUCUGCACUCCUCCGCAACGCCAAGGGCCAGACUCCUCUCGGCACGCUGCAGGGAUGGGUUCAGCUCUAUGGCAAGGAUCUGGACCGGGAGACGCGUGAGCGCUGCAAGGCCAUGGAGAGCCUCCUCCAGGAGGCCAUGGCGGGUCGAGGUGCUGGGCCAGUGCCUCCCCGAGAGCAGCCGGACAGUGAACUCUUUGAUGCAGAACUCUCGGGGCCUCAGGCUUGCAGCCCUCCAGAGUCCGGCGGAGAGGCCCCUCCAAGUCCCCGGUGGAACCAGCCCAGGCAGGAAGAGGAGGAGGAGGAGGAGACGACUCUGCGGAGGCCUGUCAAGAAGAGGCCGCGGCUGCUCGGCCAGAGGGAAGGAAGGAUGUGGGCCCUGGGUUCGGUUGAGCCGGAGGGGCCCAGGCUGGUCGCCCCAGCUGAGUACCAGGCUGCCCUACGGGGGGUGGGCAGCGCUCAGUCCUGCCCCCCACGGAGCCCCGAGCAGGCCAGGCUCCCUGCCAAACCAGCCCUCAUCCCCCAGGAGGAGUACGUGGGGGACAACUGGCUGGAGGACGACCUGGCCCUGAACCCCAACUCCUCCCGCAAAAGAAGCCGGCGGAACCCAGCCCGGGAAUCGGGCUCGGAGUCCGAGGGAAGUCCGGAGCGGGAGAUCCGUGGCGAUGGGCUUCCCGGCCAAUCCCCGGCGGUGGUCCGGAAGAAUCGGCGGAAAGCCAGGCAGAGUCGCCUCACCCUGAUGGUGGACAGAACUCCUCUGGGCAGGAUCCGAGGGGCAUGUGUGGUGGAGGCCCCCGAACCGACGACGGAUCCCAGCAACCUGUGUGGGGCAGCCGCUGGGGCCAGCCGGGUCAAUGGGGUGGCAGCUGUGGAUGGAGAAAGCCCACCCCCCGGGCUCAGGCAGCUCCCGACUCCUCUCCCCCCGAUUCGGGUGCGAGUCAAGGUGCAAGAUAACGUCUUCCUCAUCCCUGUGCCGCACAGCGGCUCUGAGAGUCACCCCGUGGCCUGGCUGGCGGAGCAGGCUUCCCAGCGCUACUACCAGGCCUGCGGUCUCCUGCCACGCCUGACCCUGCAGAAGGAAGGGGCCCUCCUGGCACCCCAAGACCGAAUUGUGGACGUCCUGCAAAGUAACGAGGAGGUGUUGGCGGAGGUGCAGUCCUGGGACCUGCCGCCGCUGGCCGAGAGGUACCGCAAGGCCUGCCAGAGCCUUCCUGGGGGGGAGCACCGGCUACUCCUGAAGAUGCUGGAGAGACAGGAAGGUGGCCCAGUCUUCAGCGCCUCUGGCCUGGCCCUGCGCCCGCGCCACUUGGCCCCGCUCCUCCGGGCCCUCAAGUUGCAGACCUCCAUCCAGCAGCUGCUCCUCCCUGGGACGGGCCUUGGAGAUGACUCGGCCGAAGAGCUGCUGGCCAGCAUCCGCACCAUGCCCGGCUUGAAGCGGCUGGACCUCUCGGCGAACCGCCUGGGCCCCGAGGGGCUGCGCAAGCUGGUGGCUGGCCCGGCAGGGCCCAGCACCUUCCAGAGCCUGGAAUGGCUGGACCUCAGCGUGAACCCCUUGGGUGACGGCAGCUGCCAGCCCGUGGCCGCCCUGGUCCAGGCGUGUCCCCUCUUGAGCACCCUCAAGCUGCAAGCCUGCGGCCUCACCCCCGCCUUUCUGCAGCACUACCGCCUCCUGCUGGCUAGUGCCCUGAACGAAGCGGAGCACCUCCACCACCUGGCCAUCUCCCACAAUGCGCUGGGCGCCUCCGGCCUUGAACUGCUCUUGAAGAGCCUGCCUGGCAAGACCCUCACCCACCUGGAGAUUGGCUCGGUGGGCGCCGGAGCAGAGGACCGGCAGCCUCUCUGGCGUGCUGUGGCCAGCUACCUGGCGCAGGAAGGCUGUGCUCUCACUCACCUGACUUGCUCUGGGAACCACCUGGAUGACGACGGUGUUGCAGAACUGGCCAGGUGCCUCCCUGUUUGCCCAUCUCUGGUCUCUCUGGAUUUGUCCGCCAACCCCAAAGUCAGCAUUGUGGGGCUCCGGACGCUGUUGCUGGCCCUGGAGGAGAGGACGCCUGGCCUUCAGUUCCUGGGCUUGGCAGGUUGUUCUGUGGAAGGCCCGCUGGACCACCUGGCCUGGACCAAGCUCUCCGCCCGGGUGUGCCGCCUGCAGCUCUGCAGUCGCCGCCUCAGCCGAGACGACCAGCAAGACGUGGCAGCGUUAUGGCGUGGCCCGGCGGGCACCUCCUUCCGCUCCGUCACACGGCACCACAAGCUCUUCUGCCAGUGCCUGCCCUAGUGCGGGUCUUGAACCUUGCCCUGGUACCGCCCAGUUCCCAGCCACUUGGGAAAUGAGAGCCCCCCCUCCCCAGCCGCGUGCAGGAUUCCUUGCCUUGGAGUGGCUGCCCAAGGCCAGACGUGUGUGUAUGCAAACUUGGGCGGCUCCACGUGGCUUCACUGGUGGCCCUUCCUGGGAUCUCACGGGGGCCUCCUAAAUCCUGCUUGUGACAAGCAGAACCCAGCGGAAAGUGGAGGACUGGGUGACCGGCUCCCUCGCGUGUCGUGAAAGGAGGCGCGUUAAGGGAAGGAGAGGAGGCUGGUGGGGGUGGUGACAACGACCAGAGAGGGGCUUCAUCCUGAUCCCCCCCCCCUGGCUAACUCUCCUGAAGUGAACAAUGUCUGCUUGCUUCUGUAACUGGGAACUGCAGGUCUCAACGGGGAGAGCAGGGAGUGAAUUGCAACAGAUAAGGCUGCUGUGUGUCCCUGUAACAUACUCUUUUUGCGUUUUCUGCUGCCUGGAAACAGCAAACAAAAACAAAAACAAAACCCACCUACCCACCUCUGUAAGGCUUCGGCCUUUCCCUUAUUUAUUGAAUGCAAGCCUUUCGCCUCACUGCCCAA
Messenger RNA from Pogona vitticeps (central bearded dragon), 4759 nucleotides. RefSeq names its product tonsoku like, DNA repair protein (gene TONSL). Gene Ontology annotation, cellular component: nuclear replication fork. Gene Ontology annotation, biological process: double-strand break repair via homologous recombination; replication fork processing. The record is from RefSeq and is a predicted model, not a curated record. NCBI's taxonomy places the organism in Eukaryota, Metazoa, Chordata, Lepidosauria, Squamata, Agamidae. Gene Ontology annotation, molecular function: protein binding.